ACUGUAGAUUUAUGUCAUAACCUCAAAUCUACUGUUCGUAAAAAUAUUUUUCAGUAGGUUCAAAAUCUUGGAAACAUGAAUAAACUAUUACGAAAAAUAUUAUCUAAUAACAGUUAUUCGAUCAUAAGGCACUAUAGCGGGGGACUCUAUGAACCAUCCUACCUUGAGGCCAUGAAACCAAAGACACCCCUUUAUGACACAAUAAAUAUUCAAUUACGAGGAUACGAUUAUGCCAUAUUAGAGAAUUACCAGAAGUUCAUUCACAACAUUCUAAAAAAUAUGGAAGUCAACGUAGAGGACUGUUGGGCAACUCCUGCUCAACAUAUGCAUAUAUCUACUUACAAGCCCAAAAGUGAAGUCAUCAAUGCACAAUACAAACUUAAAAUCUAUGAGAGAACUGUUCAAAUCACUGACGUAUCAUCGCUUCAGCUUCCACUCGUUUUAAGAACAGUGGAAGCCAGCUUACCAGCUGGAGUAUCUGUAGAAGUCAGACCUCACGAAGAAGCUGACGAGGAGGUUCGAUAUGUUCCAGACAAAGAACUCCAUUCUCUGAAGCAAGAGUUGGACGAUUUGGGAGGCCCGUCCAAAACGAAAAGAUAGAAAAUGAAAUGUUUUUAUUUAUUUUAAUAAUAGCAAAACAAAAAUUUGAUACUA
This is a messenger RNA of Leptinotarsa decemlineata (Colorado potato beetle), 654 nucleotides long. RefSeq names its product mitochondrial ribosomal protein L48 (gene mRpL48). The record is from RefSeq and is a predicted model, not a curated record. NCBI's taxonomy places the organism in Eukaryota, Metazoa, Arthropoda, Insecta, Coleoptera, Chrysomelidae. Gene Ontology annotation, cellular component: mitochondrial ribosome.